Messenger RNA from Carassius carassius (crucian carp), 1788 nucleotides. Its product is annotated as secretory carrier-associated membrane protein 5-like. The record is from RefSeq and is a predicted model, not a curated record. Gene Ontology annotation, biological process: protein transport. NCBI's taxonomy places the organism in Eukaryota, Metazoa, Chordata, Actinopteri, Cypriniformes, Cyprinidae. The transcript has 8 exons. Gene Ontology annotation, cellular component: trans-Golgi network membrane; recycling endosome membrane. Bases 237 to 935 code for a protein of 232 amino acids.
CGUUUUCAGAGAUCUGUCUCUGGAUAUGCGACGAAUGUUAAGUCAAUGAAGAUUACAAGAAACUUUAGAAACAGUCUGAAGAAGCGAGCGUCUCUGCUUUCUUUAGUGUGUGCUGUGUUUGAUUUGGUGUGAAAGCGUGUUGAAGUGUGCACUAGAAGUCAUGUUACUGUAGUGCUCUCGGUGUGCAGGAGAAGAUUCACAGCUCUUAAAAACAAGUAGCCGACACCAGUUUCCCAAUGGCUGAAAACAACUUUCCUCCUCUGCCUGGCUUUAUUCCUCUGAAGCCGUGCUUCUACCAGGACUUUGAGGAGAUUCCUGACCAGCACCGCACCAUGUGCAAGAGACUCUACCAUCUGUGGAUCUUGUACGGAGUGACGCUGCUGGUGAACUUCUUGGGCUGUAUGGCGUGGAUGUUUGGAGGUGGAGGAGUGACUAACUUCGGCAUGUCCAUCAUCUGGGUUAUUCUCUUCACCCCCUGCUCUUACGUCUGCUGGUUCAGACCCAUUUACAACGCCUUCAAGACUGACAGCUCAUUCUACUUCAUGGCAUUCUUCUUUGUGUUCAUAGCACAACUUUUCAUUGCUAUAAUUCAGGCCAUAGGAAUACCAGGAUGGGGUGUCUGCGGCUGGUUGGGCACCAUCUCCUUCUUUGGCACGAGUAUCUUUGCCUCCAUCAUCAUGUUGAUCCCCACCCUCAUGUUCACCGCAGUCGCUGUCGUCUCUUUCGUGGCGCUCACGAAGGUUCAUAACUUCUACCGCGGCAGCGGCGGCAGUGUGAGUAAAGCGCAGGAGGAGUGGGUCUCCGGAGCCUGGAAGAAUCCUCACGUCCAGCAGGCGGCUCUGAGUGCAGCGGCCGGAGCGAUGCAGGGACCGCAGGGACCCCAGGGACCACAGGGACCACCCUACUCCACUCCCUCCUACGACAACACUGUGUAAAACACAGCCCAGUCAGCAGGCUUCAGAGCAUACUGACCCUCAACACCAGGUGCAAACAACCAAGUGAUGCUUGGAAUCUUUUGCUUUUUUAAUGUAAAUGUUUGUGUCUUUGUUCUGUGUUUUGCGUCUCUUUUGGCCUAUUUGCUCCCAGCUUAGAAAAAUAUGUUCUGAGAACGUUUUUCUAACAUUCCCAUUAAGUUAGGAAAACAUUCAAAACAUCCUGGUUUUUAAAGCUUUUUUGAUCAUUUAAUUGUAUCAUUUUCCAAACAUUCCAUGAACGUUACAUUUGAAUUUUCUCUGAACUUUCUGAAAUUCUGAACAUUCUAAUGAAUAAUGUAAACAUAACAUUUGUUACUGGAAGAAUAUUUGUUCAUAACCUUCUGAGAACAUCUCCUGUUAGCCGGGUUGCUCUUAUGUGACUGUAUUAAAUUAUAAAUGAGGUUAUGUAGAUUCAAAUUUGUAAUCAGGGUUCCCAUGAACAUGGAACAAGUUGGAAAUAUCAGAGAAUUUAAAAAAAUGUCAUUUCUAGUCUAGGAUAUAAUCCAAUAUUUAAAUAUCAAUUCAGCUAGAUAUUGUCAGUGAAUUGAAAAUAUUUAAAAAAAAUAUUUGAUCUUUUAACCACAAAUGACUAAAAGUGUUUAUGCAUUUUAGUUGUGACUAUAUAUUUUCUAGUUAUUCUAGUUAUUGUUUUACAUGAUUUGAUAUUCUAGAAACUGCUCAAGUGAUUGCAAUCUCAAUUAUAUGACUUCUAAAAACAUUUUAGUAUUGAUAAAAGGACUAGAUGAUUACUGUAUUAAGUAAUUAGGUUUUGUGUGUGUGUGACAGAGAGAGAGAGAGAGAGAGAGAGAGAGAG